This is a messenger RNA of Spinacia oleracea (spinach), 4749 nucleotides long. RefSeq lists its product as uncharacterized. The coding region runs from base 226 to 4236 and encodes 1336 amino acids. NCBI's taxonomy places the organism in Eukaryota, Viridiplantae, Streptophyta, Magnoliopsida, Caryophyllales, Amaranthaceae. The record is from RefSeq and is a predicted model, not a curated record. The transcript is spliced from 28 exons.
UCGUGACUCCAGGAGUUUUAUUCUCCAAAUAAGAUUUGAGAUUUCCCUUUCUCACUCUCUCAACGUUCUCCCGCUCGUCCUUCAAUAGUUUUCCCCCAAAAGUUUUAUUCAAGAACUGAGGCUUUACCAAUUCGAAUCCCUAAUUCCUGAUCACCUUGGCAUCGGCUAUGAAUCAAUUGCAAAAUUCACGUAAUUGAACAUCUCAAUCAAGAAGAAGAGACAAGAAUGGUGGUAGCAAUGGCGGCUGGUUCUGUAGAAAGAAUUCGAAGUCUUAUAGACUCAGUUACUUUCGCUGCUGAUACACCUUCAAAGCUCGAUAACUUGCAUCAACUAAAGGAGGAAUUGUUGCGCGUAGCAGAUAAUACUACUGUUGAUUUCUCUGAUUUCCUCCCUUGUUUGUUGAAGCUUCUCUCGGAUUGUUUUAGCCCGGUUCGCAAAUGCAUUACCGAGGUAAUUGGUGAAAUUGGGUUGAGGCAUUUGGAGGUUUUACCUGAAACGACACCUGCACUGUUGACUGUUGUGGAUGAUGAUACUCCAGCAGUGGCUCGGCAAGCUAUCACAUCUGGCACUAAUAUAUUUUGCUGUACCCUGGAGAAAAUAGCGAUACAGGGACUGCAAGCAAGCAAGCUGGAUGAUUCACUUGAGUCAGCAUGGGAGUGGAUGCUGAAGUUGAAGGAAAAGAUAUGCUCAAUAGCUUUCGAGUCUGAAAGUGAUGGCAAGCGAUUAUUGGCUUUGAAAUUUGUUGCAGCCAUCAUUCUUAUUUAUACCCCUGACCCCAAUGGCAAUACUGAGCUGCCACCUCAUUUAAUCGGCGAUGCUGCAGUUAAGGAAGUAGGGUUCAAUAUCUCAUGUGUUCGUAAAGGGCAUCCUAUACUGAAGCUUGGAGAUCUGUCUAUUGAAGCCAGUCAAAGCUUGAGAUUAUUGCUUGAUCAGCUUCGCCUCCCCAUUGUGAAAACACUUAGCACCUCCAUGGUGGUUGUUCUCAUUAAUUGUUUGUCAGCCAUUGCCGUGAAGAGGCCAUCCUUUUAUGGACGAAUUCUUCCAGUCCUUCUGGGUCUUGAUCCUUCAAAUUCUGUUAUCAAGGGGUUGCAUGCUUAUGGAGUCCAAAAUGCUUUAAAAAAUGCAUUUCUCUCUUGCUUGAAGUGUGCAUACCCAAGUGCUACCCCGUGGCGGGAUCGCUUAGUUGGUGCGCUGAGGGAAAUGAAUGCUGGGUAUUUGGCAGAAAAAGCCCUUGAAGGCGUAUGCAGUAUCAAUGGAAAUGUGAAGGAAGAAAAGGUUCAGUUUGUUGCUGUUAAGGAGGAGCAGUCACUUGAAGAUCCAGUGCAUACUAAGGUGGGUAGAAAAAGAACCAGUGAUCUGGAAGUUGGUGACAGGAAUGAAGAUGAUGACACACCUGGAAAACGUGCCCGAUCUAUGCGCAGCGUAUCAGAAGAUCUGAGUGAUAAGUCAGACGCUCUUCAUACUGAUACCGAAGUCAAGUCUGAAACAACUAGUGGGGCAAAUACAUCAAAAGAAGAUGAUUUGGGGCCUGUGCAGCAACUUAUAGGGCUAUUUGGUGCCUUGGUUGCACAAGGUGAAAAGGCUGCUGCAUCUUUGGAGAUACUUAUAUCAGGUAUCUCUGCUGACUUACUUGCGGAAGUGGUUAUAGCUAACCUGAAAAACCUUCCUUCUACUUGCCCAAAGGCUGAGGGGGAUGAAGAACUUCAAGCAAGUAUGGCUUUGCAUCACAACACAGUUGAUACUCCCUUCGAACAACUUUCAUCAUUUUUUACGAAUGCCCUUCAAUGUGGCAAUUCCGAGCACAUAUCCUCAGCAGCAGUUAUCGAACCGUCAGAGUUAUAUGACAUUGAGCUUCCGCUUCCAGAAGAAUCUCUUGCUAUGGAUGUUGCUGAUAACAAUGUGACAUAUACUACCUCAAAAAAAUCGACCGAGCUUAUCGAUUCAGAUAUGCCAUGUGCUUCCGCUUCUGGUAAUCUUUUGGACGCACCCAAGGGGUCAGCGGUUUGUGCGUUUCAAGAUAUGGGACCUUCAGAUACUGGCAUUCCAGGCUUGGAUAAUGCUUGUAGUGAGGGAUUGCUGGAUACUGUUGCUUCUUCGUCAUUGGCAUCUACAGAUCGGGAUGAUGGCAGCCAAGAUCAAGCUACCAGUGUUGGGAAAAGGUCUAAAGCAGAAUCACUUCCAUCAAUCUCAACUGAGAAGUCUGAGGAACUUAGCUCUAAAACUGCUGCAGCAGAUGCAAACAUAGGGAUGGCCUCCACAGCGAGUUCUCUUGGGCCAGUUCACCAGUUUGUCUUGCCUAAGAUUUCAGCGCCCGUGAUAGAACUUUCUGGCGAAGACAAGGAUAAGCUUCAAAAGCUGGUAUUUUUGCGCAUUGUGGAAGCAUACAAGCAGGUUGCUGUCUCUGGAGGUUCACAGCUUCGGUUCUCUUUACUUUCUUAUUUGGGAGUUGAGCUCUCAUUGGACCUUGACCUUUGGACAUGUCUACAGACGCACAUAUUGUCAGAUUACGUAAAUCAUGAGGGGCAUGAGUUGACGUUGCGUGUCCUCUACCGGUUGUAUGGGGAGGCGGAAGAAGAGCGUGACUUUUUUUCUUCCACAACUGCUACUUCUGUGUAUGAAACGUUUCUUCUAAAACUGGCAGAAACAUUAAGAGAUUCUUUUCCGCCAUCAGACAAAUCUUUAAGCAGGUUGUUCAGUGAAGUUCCAUAUCUGCCCAAAUCGAGUCUUAAAUUAUUGGAAUGCUUAUGUUCUCCUGAGAUUGGAGAUAAAGACGACAAAGAAUUGCAUAACGGAGAUCGGGUAACCCAAGGUCUCAGUGCUGUGUGGAGCUUGAUAUUGCUGAGGCCAACUCUGCGUGAUGUGCUGUUGAAAAUUGCUUUGCAGAGUGCAGUACAUCAUCUGGAUGAAGUUCGUAUGAAGGCAAUACGUCUGGUUGCAAAUAAAUUGUAUCCUAUACCAUCAAUCGCCCUGCAAAUAGAAGAAUUUGCAAAGGAGAAGCUGCUUUCUGUGGAUAAUACCCGUAGUGCAGAUGCUGCAGACACUGAUAAAUCCAGUAUUCAACCGGAAAAGAGUCUUGAAAUAACGCUGUUUGCUAAAGACCAAGCGACAGGGGAAACAACGGCUGUGGACUCCUCUGCUCAUAAUUCCCAGCCACAUGCACCUGGAGUUGUUGCAGAUACUUCUGUAUCUGAAGCACAACAAUGCAUGUCACUGUAUUUUGCCCUAUGUACAAAGAAACAUGCCCUUCUUCGUCAAAUAUUUGUCAUCUAUAAAAGCUCACCGGAGUCUGUGAAACAGGCAAUUCAUAGCCAUAUGCCCAUUCUUAUUCGAACAAUGGGUGCAUCACCACCCCUUCUUGAGAUUAUCUCUGAUCCACCUGAUGGAAGUGAGAAUCUUCUGAUGCAGGUUUUGAAUAUUCUUACAGAUGGUAGAGUUCCAUCUACAGAAUUGAUAUUUACGAUUAAGAAACUUUAUGAGACAAAGAUAAAGGAUAUCGAGAUUCUGUUUCCAAUAUUGCCCUUCCUGCCAAAAGAGGAGGUGUUGAGGGUCUUCCCUCAUGCUGUUAAUGUCACCCAAGACAAGUUCCAGGCUGCUCUUGCACGCUUGCUACAGGGGUCAACUCCUAGUCCUGUGCUAACUCCGGCAGAAGUGUUAAUUGCCAUCCACAGCAUAGAUCCUGAUAAAGAUGGAAUCCCUUUGAAGAAGGUAACUGAUGCAUGUAAUGCUUGCUUUGAACAAAGGCAAAUGUUCACGCAGCAAGUAAUUGCCAAGGUUUUGAAUCAGCUGGUUGAACAGAUUCCUCUCCCAUUGUUGUUCAUGAGAACAGUACUGCAAGCAAUUGGGGCUUUUCCAGCUUUGGUGGACUUCAUAAUGGAGAUCCUCUCUCGACUUGUAAGCAAGCAGAUAUGGAAAUUCCCAAAGUUAUGGGUUGGUUUUCUCAAAUGUGCACAGUUAACGCAGCCUCAUUCUUUUCAUGUGUUGCUUCAGCUACCACAAGCUCAGCUUGAAAGUGCUCUGAAUAAAAUUCCAGCACUCAAAGCUCCUCUUGCUGGUCACGCAAACCAACAAAAUAUAAAAUCUACUCUCCCAAGGUCUGUACUUAUGGUACUUGGCAUCGCGUCUGAUUCUCAAGCUGGAAGUCAAUCGCAAUCGGGCCAACCUGAGGCUGGGGAUGCAGGCAGUUCUGACAAGGAUGCUGUCGCGGAGAAAAGUAAAGAAUCAUCUGGUGGAAGCUAGUGUAACUGGUGGAAAUUCAUAAACACUUGAGCUCGGAGACUAUCCAUCUGGUUUGUAUGAAGUGCUUAGCUAUUUUACGAAAAUGAGAGCCAAACCAUCUGGAGGUGCGUCAAAUGCAGCACGUGCAAGGACUCUGCAUAUUCUACAUAAAUAGGAAAAUAUGAGCGUCGUCAGAUUGGCAGAGUUUGUUUAUUGGAAGGGAUUUAACAUGCGGGAAAUUUUGUAUAUCAUGGUAAAUUGUUAAUAUCUCCAACAUAUCAGCUAUAGAAACUGAUGUCUGUUAUGACAUGGUCUAAACAACCACAGCAGGAUUGAAGAUGAUGGUUCCUUGCACCAACAUAUAUGAACCUUGUACGUGCAUUCAAUAUCUGUAUUUACAAUAAUUUAAUUGUGUCUAUCUUUCCAGUAACACAUCUACUACAGGAUGUUGGGAUCCAAACAACCUUUACUUAUAUACUCUUAUAACAUAUAAAUUGUAUUGUUUUUAGGGAAAUAUAAAUUGUAUUUAUAAUA